GCAGCUCGAGCGUACGCAUUCGAGCCAGAGCCAACGGGGCGCCACUAUCGCAGCCAGCUCAGUCAGUUCGAUCGAGGACACCGGCCGGCGACCACCGUUUUAUUAUAACGCGUUGUCGUCGUCGUCGUCCGCCUGUACCACCAACAACGCGGCGAGAGAGUUACUACUCCUUUACUACUACUCUUCCGCCGGCCUUACGCUCUACGUUACUACUUGUAAUUACUACUCGACGACGUGUGCGACGAGUUUGAUAUAAGAAAGAAAAAAAGUAGUCAGUGGUGCCGAUUCAGAGUGCGCGCAGUGUGCCCAGAGCUAUACCGUAAUAUAGCCAAAGUGCGACGGAUUUCCGAGUGCUCCUCGGAGGAGGAAAAGUGAGAAAAAAGUGUCGCGAUAUAUAUACAUGGAGAGUCGAUGCUGGUAGCUUGACACGCAGCAGCUCGACCAUAGUAGUACAGCAAAGGGAUCUCUGUUAGGUAGCGAGUGACCGACAGGUGCCGACGCCGCAGCAGCAAAACAUACACGAGCCACCGCCAAGAGGUCCCGUGUGAGAAGCGCAAGCAAGAGUAGCUAUCUCAACUAGUAUAGUGUAAUAUAUAGCGCCAGUGUCAGUGUGAAAUAUCGCGCCGCCGUUGCCCCCCCGGCCUCGAUUUUGCGUGCAAAAGUGUCGUUGUUGUUUUACCUUUUUUUUUCUCUUUCAUUUUUGCAGUUGAGUUUAGUUGAGUUGCGUUGGUGAUUCAGUGAUAAUAUAUAGCUCGAUUUGGCUAUCGUUGUGAUCCAGUGCCCAAGAUAAUGUACGGACAAGCAAUGGCGGCGGCGCGUAGUCGCUGGCUCGUCGUACUGACGGCUGCACUACUCGUUCUACUGUCGUCGUCGUCGGCCGCCGCCGCUGCUGCUGCUGCUGCCGCCAAUGUGGCUCCGCCGACCGACCAAAUGCUCGAGGAGAAGACCAGCUUCGAAGCUGCUUUUCAAGGUCGCUGCGGUCGUGGUUCGCCGUGCGAGCAGUUGUGUUACGAGCUCCACGACGGCAUGUACGAAUGCGACUGCAAAGAUGGAUUCGUGUUGCAUAAAAACGGCUACAGUUGUGAUGAGCUGAACUCUACUUCGGGAGCGACGAGCGAAAUGAGCGAGCUCUCGGAUAUCGGUGACGAUAAUUCCGAUGGCGGCGACGACGAUGACAAUCUCUCGGACGAAGUUGAUUCGGAUAGCAGCGAAGAGGACGAGGACGACGACGUUCUCUACAUGAGAGGCGCCUCGUUCACGAUACAUCUCGACUCGCCAUCGAGCAGCAGCGAUACCGCCGCUGGCAGUGCCGCCGCCGCCAGUGCCAAUGGAAGUAACUCGAACGAGUCCGACCCGGAAGAAAAUAAUAAAGACGAUGACGACGACGACGACGACGAAAACGACGACGAUGACAAAGAGGCAGCGAAUGAAAUAGGCGAGGACGAGGCCUUGUCAUUGACGUCGCAGAUCUCUCGGCUAGAAAGCGACGAGCAAGAAAUGAAGCAGCAGCAGCAGCAGCCGUCGUCGUCAUCGUCGACGACGGAGCAGACUAUGACGAUGAAAACUCGAACGAGCACGACGGCCCUGAUGGAGCCGUCUUGCACACUGGACUGCGGACCGGGUGGCAGCUGCUACAUCGAGCUGCUGGGCACUACGGCGAAUGAAAUAUCGCGAGGUCAAACGCCGGUGCAGAGAUGCCAGUGUCCCCUGGGACGGGGCGGCGAUCGAUGUCAGCUCGAUGCGGAAGUGAGGUCGCCACGCUUCGGCGGUCAAAGCUGGCUGGCGUUUCCGCCUCUUCACGCCGCUUACAAGCACGUGCAGCUGGAGCUGGAAUUCCGGCCCGAGACUUGGGACGGCAUUAUUUUGCUCGCAGGCGAGAGGGACGACCUGCAGGGCGACUUUAUGGCUCUCAUCAUCUAUCACGGAUACGUGGAGUUCAGAUUCGACUGCGGCAGCGGAGUGGGCAUUGUCAGGAGCUCCGACACUGUCAAGCUCAAUGAAUGGAACGUACUGAACGUCUAUCGACAUCGCUGGGACGCAUGGCUGCAAUUAAAUCAAGAAAAACGAGUCCAAGGCAGAUCGAAGGGUUUAUUUUCGCGCAUCACCUUCCGGGAGCCGUUGUUCGUCGGCGGGCCAGGCAACACCACGGGCCUCGAGCGUCUGCCGAUAAGAUCCGGCUUCAAAGGCUGCGUCCGAAAUUUGGAGAUAAACGAGCAUCGAUAUCAUUUCCCCUUGGCUCCCGUCGGCGAUGCUCUCAAUGGUUUCGACGUCGACUUCGAACAUAUUUCAGAUAAAUGCGUGGCGGAUCGUUGCAGCAAGGUGCCGUGCUCGCACGGUGGCAAAUGCUUGACAACGAGCGGCGACACGGCCGUCUGUCUCUGUCCGCUCGGCUACACGGGUGACCUCUGCGAAACAAGAGUCGACCUCCAGGUCCCAUCGUUCAAUGGCUCUUCGUAUCUGAAAUAUCCUGGACUGGCCGAGACGUCGCUUUCCUGGUUGGAAUUAUCCUUGACGAUCAAACCUUUCGCCGCUGACGGGGUCAUUCUUUACAAUGGCCAUCACAGCGACACGACCGGCGAUUUCAUAGCUCUUUAUCUCGUCCAGAGUCACGUGCACUUUACUUUCGAUCUUGGCACUGGUACCGCCACGCUGAGGAGCGAGAAGCCAAUAGCGCUGGGCGAAUGGGUGGAGGUGCGAGUGUCGAGGACCGGUCGUCUGGCGUCGCUCGAGGUCGAGCGCAGCCCGGCCCAGGAGAUACUGUCGCCCGGGGCGUUCACCCAGCUGUCGCUGCCGCUGAACAUGUAUCUGGGCGGCGCGCCGUCCACCGACAUGUUCUCCAACAAGCUGAAGACCAAGAGCAACUUCGUCGGCUGCAUACAGACCGUACUGCUGAAUCGACGAGAGAUGAACAUAUUGGCUGAGGCGCUGGGCGGAGCGAACGUGGGUAAUUGCGGUCACGCCUGCGAGUCGCGGCCGUGCGGCGACGCCGAGUGCAGGCCGCUGCGCGACAGGUUCACCUGUCGCUGCCGACCCGGCCUGCCUCAUCCGUGUCCCGCGAUAAACGUCCGCCAGAAACAGAUUCUCGAGCUCAAGUUUCAGCACGGAGCAGCAGCAAGUGGCAGCGGCGACAGCAGUAGUACGACCGCCGCAACGACGAUCCUCCCAAGCAUUUAUCCCGUAGUCUCCACGAGUAUGCUGGAGCGCGCCGAGGAGGAGCAGCAGCAGCAGGCAGACAGAUCGGUGCCUAGUUUUACGGGCAUCGACAGCUAUUUGUUUUACGACGACGUCGAUACGUUAAAGAGGCUAACGAGCGACAAAGUCGACAUAAAUAUGCGCUUCCGAGCGAGCAGCGAUGGAUUACUACUGUGGACGGGCGAUAGAUCCAACAAUUUCUUCGCGCUUGGGCUUGACCAAGGCUAUCUCGCGUUUACUCAUAAUCUCGGCUCCCGUAAGAGUGUUCUACGAUACAAUCUCACGAGAUUGGACGACGACCUUUGGCACCGCGUCAGAGCCACGAGGAAUAAGCAGCGAGCGUCGUUAGUCGUUGACAAUGGUAGCAGCGUGUGGAUCGAGUCUCAAGAUGAACAAAGACAACCCAAUACAGAAUUAGGACUCUACGUAGGUGGAGCUCCGGACAUAGAAAAAACAACGAGAGGCCAAUAUCUCAAGGGUAUCGUCGGGUGCGUUAGCGACCUCGUUCUCGACUCGGACUACUCUGUGGCCCUUUCGAUGCCUGGCCAAGCGCGCAACACGCACACGUGCAUCCCCUGAGUGCCCUUGGAGCAGCUUCGGUCGCUCCAACGGACGACCGUAUCCGCGGAUCGUUGAAUUAGAAAAAAAAAAGAAGAAGAAAAAAGAAUACGAUGAAAACGAUCGGCGGGCCAGGCACUAUCGUCAAAGAAGCAAAUGAUCUUUAUAGUUUGUAUCUAAAAGAGAAGCGUAUAGUUGGAAAGAUAAAAUGAUCUAUGAAUAUUUUGUCAAGACCAAACAAAGUGUCGUCGGCAAAAGGGGCGAAAUAUAGUAACGAAAGACGAUCCGAGAAACUGACGCUGAAUGAAUUUCUAGCCCAGUGAAUUGUACAUAAUCGUGUGAUAACAAUUGCCCAUAUAUAUACCUAUAUCGUGAAUGCAUACACAAACACAUAUAAAUACACAAACCACCCUUUUGAGCUAAUUUAGUGACUUGGAUAAAGGGAAACUGUUUGUUGACCUUGAUUUUAUGUAUUCUCUCAAAUUCUAUGCUCCUACUUGUUAUGUAUUUUUAAAGUUGUGACUUUUUCAAUAUUUAUCAGCAACGCGACAGUAAAUUAUUUUUAUCAAGCAUUGCAUUGAGCUUAGUGAAUUUGAAGCUAUAGAACUAUUAAAUUCUUCUCAAGUUAUGAGUGUCAGUAUAAUUUAUUCGAAUUUAAACCCGUUUGUGUGAAUAUUCGUGAAAUAAACUUGAUAUUGUCUAAAUUUAAAAAUCAAAUCAGUGUGUAUAUAUUAUAAAUUGUAACAAAUUAUAUCUCAAAGCUUAUGCAAAAAAAACCUCGUGUAUUAUAAAAAAACAUGUUUAUGAUCAAUUAGUGAGCAGCUAAAAUAAGUAUAAGCAAAACGGUAUUGAAAUGUAAAUGUCGUAGAUACGUAGGCCUAAAGUAAUACAUAAGCUGAAAGAACGUAGAGCAAAGCAGCAACAAGAUUUAAUUUUUUAUAAGUUAUUAUUAUAGUACAUUAGUCUUUAAAUGUUUGCGUGAAAUGGCAAGAGCAUUGUGACAAAUAAUGAAGACAAAAAAGCACAAUUCUUCCAUUUGAAGCUCCGUCAGAACAAAAAUUUUGGUCAAUACGUAUAUUUAUGUGCAGUCGUAUAUCGCAAAUACGACUACUCGAAUAAACGUGCAUAAUGGGAAACUAGCAUUUCUCAUUCAGAAUGUAAAAAAAUAUAUCUUUUUAUGUGAAUAAAAUAAAGGGUAAAAGUAUAUCGACAAAGUAUACAUGCUAUUCGUUUUUGAAGGCAUUUAACAAAAUUAUUUUGAAGCACUGCUCUCCUAUAAUUCAUACGUCGUAAUAUAAAAAGCAAUCGGCCAUAGUCAAUUUUGUACGAGUGUUAUUUUCGGGAAGAAAUAUUAGUAUAAAGAAGAAGAUGAACAUAUUUAUAAUAUAGAUAGGUAAUUUAAUAUGCGAAUUAGCGAUAAAACUGAAAAACAGUAUGCACUUAUGUAUGCGUUUAUGUAUAUCAUUAUUAAUAUCGGAUUAAACAGAAACUAAAGAAAUUGCAAUUUCUUGACCAUUGUCAAUUCAACUAAAAAUUUCAAACCUCUUGAUUGGGUAACAAAAUAGUUCAAACUUCUAUCUAAAUUAAAAUUAAAAUUUUCAUUGGCAUCAAACGAUUGAUGUUCUAAAAAAAAUUCACAAGUUAAAGGGACAGGAGGAAAAAGAAAAGAAAACGAUUGUCUAAAAGAUAAAAAAUAUUGGGUUUUUACAUCUACUCUUUAACAAUUCAAAAAGUACUUUGAUCAAAUCAUGUUGAGAAUAAUCAAUUAAUUCACAGAUAAAUUGUAUAAUUUAAUAAAAUUAUUUGUUAAUUCGUACUUUGUUAACAGAGAAAAUAACAUGAAUAAUAAAAUUAAUUCAUUUCAAAGGUAAUUUAUUUUCAUCUCAAUAAUUUAAUUUUUGAAGUUACUGCCUUGAAAAAGAUAUAAUAAUCGGCAGAAAUAAUUUCUUCAAUGUAUAUAAAAUAUUUACAUAUAGAAAGAAAUUAAGCAUUAGGUAUACGACUAGAGAGGUGUAUCUAUGUAACGCAAUCAUUAAAAGAAAUGUCAAAUGCUUGAGACGAGUUUCCCAAUUCAAAUCACUGAAAAUGAUGAAACUUGAUGUCUUUUUGAUGUCAAUCAAGUAUAGAAUUUACCAAAAUAUUACAUACAAAAUACAUGUGUGAAUAUAUAAAGAAAAUAGCCACCAGCUAGAACUAUCUCAGUGUAAAUCUAUUCCUUUAGUGUACAACAUUGACAAUUGUGUUUCAAGAAAUGAGAUUGCAAUCAGAAAGAAGGAAUGAGACAAAUUUUGAUUGUAUCAAAGCUAAAAAAUUUCUGCAUCACAAAAGCUAAGUAAUUAUAAAUAAAUGUAUACACUUAUAGUAUUUCUAUUAUGUCCAUUUGCAAAGUCUAUUAAGAGAGUCUAUUUGUUCUGAACAUAAAUUUUUCCUAAACACGGAACUGAAUAUAAAAAUAAAAUAAAACAAAACGUGUACAUUUACUUUGCACAAUUAUGUAAUGUACGUUAAUCACAUCAAAUGCAUUACACCUAGUCCGCGAAUCAGAGCAUUUCCCGUGAUAUUGUGAAAGAUCACGUAGCUAAAUGCGAAAAGAAGCUAAAAUUAUCAAUAGUACCACUAAUGUCUAUAAGAAAUUAUUGUAAAUAAUAAAAUAUGCUUUGCGGAGAUUUUUAUAAAAAAGAGAAAACCGAUUGAAAUGAUGUAAGCUACACAGACAUGACGAUAUUUAAUAUUUCAACAUAUCACAGUUUUAUGUCAAUGAAUGCACUAGGUAUGCAUUAAAUUAAAUGCUAAAUACUCGUGUAUUAUGUUAUAUAGAAAUAAUGAAAUGGAUCUGUAUAAAAAUAAAAUUUGCAUUAAAAUUG
Messenger RNA from Trichogramma pretiosum, 6614 nucleotides. RefSeq names its product pikachurin. Lineage: Eukaryota; Metazoa; Arthropoda; Insecta; Hymenoptera; Trichogrammatidae. The record is from RefSeq and is a predicted model, not a curated record. The transcript is spliced from 15 exons. Bases 790 to 3771 code for a protein of 993 amino acids. Gene Ontology annotation, molecular function: calcium ion binding.